Molecule: messenger RNA, 2263 nt
Organism: Tribolium castaneum (red flour beetle)
Lineage: Eukaryota; Metazoa; Arthropoda; Insecta; Coleoptera; Tenebrionidae
Gene: mbt
Product: mushroom bodies tiny
Exons: 2
Coding region: 309-1955 (548 amino acids)
Biological process (GO): regulation of MAPK cascade; intracellular signal transduction; protein phosphorylation
Cellular component (GO): cytoplasm
Molecular function (GO): protein serine/threonine kinase activity; ATP binding
Source: RefSeq, a predicted model, not a curated record
UCCAUCACGCUUGUGAAAGUCACCGGUUAGUGGCGCUCGAAUCGCUUAAAUCGUCGAAGUUGAGUGUUUUGGUGUCAUGUUUUCUUAAUUUCCUCAGUUUUUCGUCUUUAAUUUCACUUAAAAUCAACAAAUAAUCAAAAACUAGUGCCUUCCCUCUAGUUACUAUACUAAAAAAGUGUGAAAAUGUCUCGUGACGUAUCAAAUAAACAAUCGAGUUCAGGUUAUGUGUGUUGACACUGUUACCGUUGGUCGUAAAAAACGGUGUAAAGGGGCGUAGCAACCUACUUGUGAUUCCGUCUCAGACCGAAAUGUUUUCGAAAAAGAAGAAGAAACCGCAAAUUUCGCCCCCAACAAACUUCGAGCAUCGAGUCCACACCGGGUUUGACAAACGCGAGGGGCGCUAUGUGGGGCUGCCACUGCAGUGGGCCUCGAUUGUGGGUAACAACCAAAUCCUCAAAUCAACAAAUCGGCCCCUGCCCCUCGUGGACCCCUCCGAAAUAACCCCCACGGAAAUCCUAGACCUCAAAACCAUCGUCAGAGGGGACCACCGCUCCGACAGCCGCCUUGGCAAAAACCCCCCCAACGGCAUUCUCCUCCCCAAAACCUCCAACGUCGCACGCAGCAACUCGCUGCGCUCCUCCAGCCCCCCGAGACUGCGCCACAGGAACACCAACGUGCCCCCGGCAGUGCCCGAGGAGCAGAUACUACAGUACACCUCCAUGAGGAGGGACCCCAGCAUGAGCAAGCCCCAAGUGAGGGAAAGCUCGCCUGCGGAGCGCUCUUUGAGCAACCACGAGAUGCCCCACCAUUUGAAUGGGAAUCAGGAGGCCUACGGGGGGCUGAUCAGGGAGCACCCGCAAGUGUCUCCAGCCGGAUCCAUGGCCUCAGCGGGGCUGUCGCAAUUGGGGGCGCACUCGCAUUCGAGUCACGGAUCGCAUCAGAGUUUGCAACAGGCGGGGUACGGGGUCAGGCACGAUCAAAAUCAGAAUUUGAAGAAUGGGGGGCAGAUGGGGCAGGUGCCGGGGGCGGCGGUGGCACAGACUGCGACGAAGCAUCACGAACAAAGGCUGACACACGAACAGUUCCGAGCUGCUCUCCAGAUGGUCGUCUCGUCGAAGGACCCUCGCGAGAACCUGGAGCGUUUCGUGAAAAUCGGCGAAGGCUCCACCGGCACCGUUUGCAUCGCCCACGACCGCACCACCGGGCGUCAAGUCGCCGUCAAAAAAAUGGAUCUCCGCAAACAGCAACGUCGCGAACUCCUCUUCAACGAGGUGGUGAUAAUGCGCGACUACCACCACCCCAACAUCGUCGAAAUGUUCGACUCGUACCUCGUCAACGACGAGCUGUGGGUCGUGAUGGAGUUCCUCGAAGGUGGGGCUCUCACCGACAUCGUCACUCAUUCCCGCAUGGACGAAGAACAAAUCGCCACGGUGUGCAAACAGUGUCUCAAAGCUUUGGCUUAUCUCCAUUCGCAAGGCGUCAUCCAUCGCGAUAUCAAGUCCGAUUCGAUUUUGCUGGCUCUGGAUGGAAGAGUCAAGCUUUCCGACUUCGGGUUCUGUGCCCAGGUCUCCCAGGAGUUGCCCAAACGGAAGAGUUUGGUCGGGACGCCGUAUUGGAUGUCGCCGGAAGUCAUCAGUCGGUUGCCGUACGGGCCGGAAGUUGAUAUUUGGUCGCUGGGGAUUAUGGUUAUAGAGAUGGUGGACGGCGAGCCGCCGUUUUUCAAUGAGCCUCCAUUGCAGGCGAUGAGAAGAAUCAGAGAAAUGCCGCCGCCGAAAUUGAAAAAUAGUCAUAAAGUCUCAGCAAGGCUGCAAAGUUUCUUAGAUAGAAUGCUUGUUAGAGAUCCUGCACAGAGAGCCACAGCUCAGGAGUUGCUCGCGCAUCCCUUCCUGAGACAAGCAGGACCGCCUGCGCUUCUGGUGCCGCUGAUGAGAGGCGCUAAACACUCUAAUUAUUGAUCUGUACUUAAUGCAUAUAUGUUGAUAUUUAUGGAGGUAAGUCCCAAUCUUUGCGUAAUUUAAGUCAUACCAAAUAUUAAUUAAGACAGCUCUCUUAAUUCGAUCUGAUUAAACGUUAUUAAGGUCCAGUAUUACGAAAUUGCAAGCCGUCCAUGUAGUGCCUUGAGGCUCAUAAUGGGGUUUUUCCAAUUAUUUUCCGAUUUUGUUAGGUUUAAGCUUGUUGAGUAUUUUAAGGAAUUAACUUUACGACGUAGCGCUGUAAUAUAUACAAACAGAAAGUGUCAUAAUACACUUGAUAUUUUUUAUAA